AAGAAUGUGUGCGAUAAUAUUGUUGGAACAUUGUUGAAUGUUGAAGGGAAGACAAAAGAUACAGAUAAGGCUAGAUUGGAUUUGCAAGAUAUGAACAUUAGAAAAGAAUUGCAUUUAAAACCACAUGGUAAUGGAUUUUUGAAACCUCAUGCUUUUUACACAUUAACGUUAGGGGAAAAAAAUCUUUUGUAAGUUCUUGAAAUCUGUGAAGUUUCCUGAUGGAUAUGCAUUAAAUAUUUCUAAAUGUGUUCGAGAAAAUGAAGGCAAAAUUUUAGGUUUGAAAACUCACAAUUGUCAUGUGUUGUUGCAACAACUUCUUCCCAUUGUUAUUCGAAAAUUUUUGCGAAAGGAGGUUUGUACUGCAAUUGUAGAGCUUUGUUGUUUUUUUAAACAAAUAUGUUCAAGAACAUUGAAUAUAAAUGAUUUAGAGAAAUUGGAAGAAGGGACUGUUAUAAUUUUAUGUAAACUAGAACGAAUUUUCCCACCGGCAUUUUUUGAUGUAAUGGUUCAUUUAGCUGUUUACCUACCUGAAGAAGCAAAACUUGGAGGUCCCGUUGCAUUUAGAUGGAUGUAUCCAAUUGAAAGGUAAUUGAUAAUAUUUCUUGCAUAUAUACUUGUUCAUUGAAUUAUUGUUUUCAAAAACUUUUCAUGUAAUAUUUGAUGACAAAAUAUUAGGUCGAUAUAAGAGUUAUGUUAAGAAUAAAGCUCGACUCGAAGGAUCAAUUGCUGAAGCAUCUAUUGUUAACGAGUCUUUAAAUUUUUGCUCGAUGUAUCUCAAUAACAUUGAAACAAGAUUUAAUCAACCUGAGCGCAAUGACAAUGGUGGGACUACAUCUACAAGCUUGUCAGUCUUCUCUCAAAAUACUAGGCUAUUAGGUCAUGCAGAACCAAAGUUACUUUCAAAACAAGAAAUUGAUAGAGCGCAUUGGCAUGUCCUAAAUAAUUGUGAUGAAAUUCGACAAUAUUUAGAUGAGCACAUGGAGUUAUUGGAACAACAAAAUCAUGACAAUUUGGAAAAAAAACAAGAAGAAUUGUUUCCUGGAUGGUUUGCUUCACAUAUAACGAGAUUAUAUAAUAAAAAAGAUUCGGUUGUAUGCAAAGAAUUGUAUGCAUUAGCAUGUAAACCAGAUUUUAGAAUAUUUUCUUAUUCUGGUUGUAUUGUUAAUGGGGUAAGAUUCCUUGUUAAAGAUCAAGAUGAUUGCCGUACAACGCAAAAUAGUGGAGCAAUGGUUCCGAGAGAUGAUAACACCAACUUUUUUGGUAUACUGUGUGAUGUUAUUGAGUUGGUAUACGUUUUCGACUACCGCGUCACUUUGUUCCAGUGUAAUUGGUACGAUAAUAAUCCAAAGCAAAAAAGAACAAUCAUAGAUUACCAUCUUACUUCUAUCAAUGUGAAUCGUAAAUGGUACAUGGAUGAUUCCUAUAUACUUGGCAUCCAAGCACAACAAAUAUUUUAUAUGGAUGAUCUUUUGUUGGGUCCACAGUGGAAGGUAGUGGAAAAGGUACAACAUAGAGGCAUAUGGGACAUUCCAGAAAAAAAUGAUGGCAGUAGUGAGCAAGUAAUAUUUCAGGAAAAUGAAUCAUCAAAUAUUGUCUUGCCAAUACAGCAGGAAGAUCUUGGCACUCAAGUGUGCCAUAGAGGAGAUAUUGAUCUAGAUAUUAUUGAAAAUGAAGCAUUACAAAUAGAUGUGGAAACAAUAAAUAAAAAUAUGAAUAAUGUUAUAUAUGAUACUUCGGAAGAGGAAGAUGAUACAUUGAAUGAAUAUUACAGUGAAGAUGAGAAAUCUAUAGAUGGUAAAGAUGAUGACGGUGAUGGUGAUAGUGAUAUUGAUUCGAGUACUGAUGAUGUAUCAUCUGAGAGUUGA
Olea europaea var. sylvestris is the source of this 1865-nucleotide messenger RNA. RefSeq lists its product as uncharacterized. Lineage: Eukaryota; Viridiplantae; Streptophyta; Magnoliopsida; Lamiales; Oleaceae. The transcript is spliced from 4 exons. The record is from RefSeq and is a predicted model, not a curated record. Bases 768 to 1865 code for a protein of 365 amino acids.